Messenger RNA from Rhodamnia argentea, 2747 nucleotides. RefSeq names its product proline-rich receptor-like protein kinase PERK1. Bases 165 to 2441 code for a protein of 758 amino acids. Gene Ontology annotation, molecular function: ATP binding; protein kinase activity. Gene Ontology annotation, biological process: protein phosphorylation. NCBI's taxonomy places the organism in Eukaryota, Viridiplantae, Streptophyta, Magnoliopsida, Myrtales, Myrtaceae. The record is from RefSeq and is a predicted model, not a curated record. The transcript has 8 exons.
UUGUGGCUCCGUGAUUACAUUGUCUUCUUCCUCUCCCUCCAAGUUCAACCUUCGCCGUCCAAGUUGGGUCAUCCCAUCGUCGCUCACGCACGACUUUCGGUUCCGCUCCAGCUCGCGAGCAUUCCAUGCGGUGAUCUCCUGAGACUGGGAACCAGUUGUAAAGCAUGGCGUCCUCAGCUCCAGCUGCAGGCUCGCCCUUCUCCGUCGCUGGCCAGCCACCUCCUCAGCCGUCCCCCCCGCUGCCACUAGCGCAGCCGCCGGAAGUCGCCUCUGCUCCGGCGACGACGUUCUCACCGCCUCCUCCGCCGCUCGCUCCGCCUCCAUUGCCUCCUCCUGCUCCGCCACCUUCUUCGGUUCCGGUCUCCUCUCCACCUCCGCCUUCGACGGCCGCUGCUUCUCCAUCGCCUCCGCCUCUGCUUCCGCCUGUUUCUCCGCCGGCGAAGCCGAAUUCGACUGUGACGCCGCCGACUCGGCCUUCUACUGCAGCUCCACCUCCUACGUCCGCGCCGCCGCCUGAAACUCCGACUGCGUCCCCGCCUCCGUCGGUGAUUCCAACAGCUCCUGCCUCUCCUCGGACUCCACCAACGCCGUCGCUGCCACCGGCGCGGCCGUACCCGUCAAAAUCUACGUUGCCACGGGAAACUCCUCCGCCAUCGCCUGGGAAUCCGAUCGCGCCGCCACCAUCCGUGCCACUUCCAGCGGCUCCUUCUCCGCCGGGAGAAGCUCGGCCGAGUCCUACAGAAACUCCAGCACCACCGUCGCCGGCAUAUGGUCCUCAAUCUCCGGCCAUGCCAUCACCAGUUCCGCUUGCGAACCAAUCGAGUGGUUUUCCGCCGUCGAGCGUGGCUUCACCAGAGCCACCUCCUCUAACCCCUCCUGUUACGCCUCGCCAAGCUCCUCCAGAAAAUUCAACUGCUACGCUGCCGCUGCCACGUCAGCUGGCUAAUGGAAGUUUGCCGGGGGCCUUUGGAGGUCAAGCAGGUCAACGUACGGACACGGCUUCUCAUAUACCGGCAGGUUUGAUUGCUGGGGCAGCCAUGGGUGGGGUGGCUUUGAUAGUGAUGCUUGGUAUUCUCUUGUUUGUUUGCUUCAAAUGCAAGAGAAAGCAAGGACCCACCGCUGGAAAAGAUAGUUACGGAUCGUUUUCCUCCGGCGUAAAAGAUGGUGUUAGUGCUGCUCCUUCUCAAGGUUUUCAGCGUCCAAACGACAAUGUUCAGCCCCAGUCAAGGGCUCAUGUCAUUGCCGUGCCCCCAAAGGCUUUUGCCAUUGCCCCACCUAAUCUUGUGAGCGGCAAUGGAGGCUCCGGUACUGCUAACUGGGUGCCUGAGUUACAUCCGCCGCUCAAAGCUUCCUUGAGCUUCUCUAGGGGCACUUUCACGUAUGAUGAAUUAGUCGAAGCAACUAAUAGCUUCUCCGAGGCAAACCUUCUCGGAGAAGGCGGUUUUGGCUAUGUCCACAAGGGAGUCCUUCCAAAUGGGAAAGAAAUUGCUGUUAAGCAAUUGAAGAUAGGAAGCCACCAGGGAGAACGGGAAUUUCAAGCCGAGCUCGAUAUCAUCAGUCGUGUGCAUCACAAACAUCUGGUUACCUUGCUUGGAUACUGCAUAACCAGGGCAGGGAGGUUUCUGGUUUAUGAGUUUGUUCCCAACAAAACUCUAGAAUUCCACUUACAUGGAAAGGGGAGGCCUGUUCUCGAUUGGAGAACCCGAUUAAAAAUUGCAAUAGGAACCGCAAAAGGACUGGCCUAUCUCCAAGAGGACUGUAGCCCAACAAUCAUUCAUCGCGACAUAAAGGCAGCCAAUAUUCUUCUUGAUUUUAAUUUUGAGGCAAAGGUUUCAGAUUUUGGGCUUGCCAAGUUCUUUUCUGAUAGUACCAAUAACGUCUCUCAUAUUUCUACCCGAGUGGUAGGAACUUUUGGGUACCUGGCCCCUGAGUAUGCAUCAAGUGGUAAACUGACAGAAAAAUCCGAUGUAUAUUCAUUCGGCGUCAUGCUUUUAGAGCUUAUCACUGGAAGUCCACCUAUCAUGAGAACAGAGUCAUUGACAGAUGAGGGACAGGGGUUGGUCGAUUGGGCUAGACCUUUACUUAACCAAGCUAGUGAAACCGGCGAAAUGGACAAAAUUGUUGAUCCGAGACUGCAGACGAAUUAUGAUUCUGAUGAGAUGUUGAGCACGAUUGGAUGUGCCGCUGCUUGCGUGCGUCAUUCAGCGUGGCUGCGGCCACGAAUGAGCCAGAUGGUUCGUGCGUUGGAAGGAGAAGGGUCUCUGGCAGAUCUAGAUGAAGGAAUCAGACCGGGUCAAAGCAAAGUUUACGGAUCUUCAGAAAUGAGGAAAUUCUCUAUGAUAUUAGGGAGUCACGAAGACGGCAUUAGUCGGCAAAGCGAUAACACCAGCGAAUAUGGCCUUUACCCUUCUUGUUCAAGCAGUGAAACCCAAAGUCGAUGAGGCAUGUACAGUGAAGACAAAGGAAAGCUUCAAAUUUACUUGCCCAACUGAAGUUAUCAAAAGCUUUUCUUCUCUCUCUUUGGAUUAUCACUCCUAAAAUUCCUGUCGAGGAAUUGUUUGAGGAUCACAGACCGCUCGAUGUAGAUACUUUACUCUCUGCUGAUUCUUUCCUAAAAUGUAUCAGAUUUUUGUAACGUGUAAAAAUUCUUCUCCUUCGAGAUGAUCUAACAAAGCCUGUAUCUACUACAUUCUCAUUUUAUAAUGUAAGAGCUCUCUGAAUUCGGCAAAUGAGCUCGUUGAUGAUCA